GGAAAUGGCCUGGCCUCCGUCAAAAAAAGUGCUUGUUUGUGCGGCCGAUUAUUAGAGAAUCUUUGUACGAAAUAGGGAAAAUGUUAACCGGAAGGCAAGUUUGUUAAUCUAUCGUGUUAAAAAUUUGCUUAUUACUUUGUUGUGUCUAUUUUAUAAUGGAGUGUUGUUAGUGGUGGCGAAAGUAAAAAGCCCUCGAGAGGAGAAAGAAGUCUGUCCGUGUGAAGCUGCUGUUUUCGCUGUUUGUGAUUCCUUUGGGCAUGAUUUGUGUUGCGAAUUUACUGUGUGUUACUAUCUCAAACGAAAGCAGUACGUUUGCUGGAAAGACGUGCGAAACUGUGCGAAAUUGUUCAACUGAUGCUGCUCACAUAAUUGAACUGCCCCGACCCGGAUGUUUCUCAGCCGCCAGAAGAAGGAACAUCAGAUUAUAGGGACUGAAUUCCGGCGGCACACGCGUCCUCGAAAGCAAUGGUUUCUUUGAUAAGCGUUUGCUAGUGGACGGUUAAAUGACAUCGACGAACAAAAACACUUCCUCAUCGCAGCAAUCGGCGACGGCGGCCGCGGCAGGCAUGGUUGCGAUAGGGAUCGACUUCGGUACGAGCUUCUCGAGCGUUGGCAUCUACCGGAAUGGCAAGUUUGAGAUCAUGGCCAACGAGGCCGGCAACCACCGCAUCCCGUCGGUGGUGGCGUUCACCGAAAAAACUCGCCUCAUCGGCGAAGAAGCCCUCGUACAGGCCGAUCUCGACCCAGCCAACUGCGUGCUCGAGGUGAAGCGAAUCCUCGGUAGACUGAAACGCGAGGGCGCUGGGCUGAAGGUGCAGUUCAAGGGGGAAACGAAAAGCUACCAGCCGGAGGAAAUCUGUGGCAUCAUACUGGCCCACCUGCGCUCGAUGGCCGAAAGGCAGUUGGGGGAGAAGGUAACCUCAGCGGUCAUUGCCGUGCCGGCCCAGUUCUCCGACGGUCAGCGGCAAGCGAUUUUGGAUGCGGCAACCAUUGCCGGGUUGACGGUGCUUCGGCUGAUCAACGAACCAACUGCAGCGGCCAUUUCGUUUGGCUUGAACAAAAAGCUCAUCGGCGAACAGUAUGUGCUGGUGUGCUCGUUUGGAGGAGGAUUCCUUGACGUUUCGAUUGUGACGAUUUACAACGGCAUCUUUCAAGUGAAGGCCAGUUCCGGAGACACCCAGCUUGGAGGGGCCGACAUCGACACCCGGCUGGUGGAGCAUUUUGUCAAGGAGCUGCGAGAAACUCGGGGAAUCGACAUAAGCCACAAUGCGGUCGCGAUACGAAAGCUGCGGAAGGCGUGUGAGCAAGCAAAGCGUACACUGUCCUACACGAGUCAGGUGACGCUGGAGAUCGAAAACCUCCACGAAGGACACAAGCUUUCGGCAACGGUCUCGAAGGAGCUAGUGGACGAGUUGUGCAAGGACCUUUUCGAGCGCAUCAUGCUCCACGUCGAGAUGGCGUUGAGGCGCGCCCGUAAGGAUCGGUUUGCUGUGCACGAGAUAAUGCUCGUUGGCGAAUCGUCUCGCAUUCCCCGGGUGCAGAUUAUGUUGAGCGAGUUCUUCGACCGGCGGUCGCUCAAUAGCGCGGUCAACUCGGACGAGGCGGUGGUUAUAGGCGCUGCCAUCGCUGCCGGCAUCCUAGCCGGGGACAAGUCGUGCUCGAUUCAGGAUAUGCUCUGGUGGGAUCUAGUUCCCCGCUCGAUCGGAAUGAUCGGUGAGGGUGAGGACGGCGACCAAGAGUCUCCUCGGAUACUGAUCAGUCGCAACUCGACGCUUCCACUCAAAGUGCGCCACCGGGUGCGGCACGUGCGCGAAGUCAAGCGGCUGUACGAAGGGGAAAGUGCCAUUGUUAGUGAUAAUAUUACCCUCGGUCGGCUGAAGCUGGAGGGCAAUUUUAGUGAAGACCUCGAGGACGUUGGGCUUUCGUUUAACGUUGACCUCAACGGUGUGCUGCACGUGAUGGUGGAGGGCAAUAUCGAGCUGAAGGCGACGCUGGACAAGGGUCGACUCGAGCGGUACGAAAUCGACCGGAUCGUGUACGAGCACAAGCGAUUGUUGCUCGAAAUGGAACGCGGCAUGGAGAAGGUGGAGGAGGAGGCAGAACGCAAGCUGAAAGAGGCAUCGUCUCCGACAGCGUCGCUCAUAGGAAACGACCGGGAGGAGGUCGGCCCCGAUGGGACGCUCGUUGGCACGUGGGAUCGGUUUGCAGAAUGGUUGCACUGCAUCUGCGUCGUCACGUUCGACCUCGAGCUGGGACAGGCGAUGGAGCUCAUCUAUCCGCAGCACGUGACGCUGGCCGAGCAGGAGAAGAUGAACAUCUGCUACCUGGCCUUUCCGGACUCGAAUUCGGGCUGCAUGGGUGACUCGCAGUUCCACAUCCGGUUGCGCGUUUCUUCCGGAUCGGAAAACUCGACGCUCCCGAAAGGUCUGCAGGAAUUCAACGGCAACUGCAUGCCGGUGCAUCGUGCCGAUCCGGGCCACUUCUGGGGAUUCGUGUACUUCCGCCAGAUAAAGGAUAGUUCGCUGAAGCGUGGCUACUUCCAGAAGAGCCUCGUGCUGCUGACGAGGCUCCCGUUCGUGAACCUUUUCUACGAGCUGUGCAGUGUGAUUGCCCCCGCCUACUUUAGCAACGGCGAGCCCACUCUCGAAGCCGUAUGUGAUAGCAUCUGCAAGUGGCCUUCGCUGCUGAGCGACGACCCGCUCGCUCUUCCCCUCCUCGGCAGCACCUACGAGGUGUCAAUUCCGAAGCAGAACGGUAAAAACAGUAUCCCUCCGGUCGUGCCGUUGGUGGACUGUCUUCCGCCAUCAAAGCCAGGGAACGCCCCGGCACGACGCAUCAUAUCUUCCGUGCACGAGAUCGACAUCUUUAAGAGUCUGCAGUUCUUCCUGCCCCACAUCCACCUGCUGUGGGAGCUGGUACUGACCGGGGAACCCAUCAUCGUGACCGGCACGUCACCGACCGACUGCGCCCACAUGGUCCAAUCGCUGACCAGCCUUAUCAGCCCGCUGGCGUACUGCGCCGAAAGCCGUCCUUACUUCACCAUCCACGAUACGGAGUUCAAAGAGUUCACGCAGAGCAAAAACGGCCACCCAUCGAUCAUCCUCGGCGUGACGAAUCCGUUCUUCGCCAAAACGCUCCAGCACUGGCCGCACACGAUACGGCUUCAGGAUAGCACCGAGGCGCAGCUGCUGGCGCGUCAAAAGCAACACCAUGCUGCAGGGGCGAUGGGAAGCGCGACUUCUCCCGCGACUUCCAUCGCAAGUGCCACCGGAAGUGCCACCUCGGAUGGGUCCGCGACGCUUUCUCGACUGUCCAAGAUUAAGCAAAUCACCCACAAGCUUCUCGACUCGUCGCCCGGUCUCUACACGCAGUACAAACCGUUCGUGCAGAAGGACAAGGCGUUCAUUAAGAAGAUACUGCUCGGGCUCAAAACCGACCGUCCGCUGUCCGUACAAUCCGCCCUGCUCCGGCGGCAUCUGCUCGAGCUGACGCAAAGCUUCAUGAUUCCGCUCGAGCGCUACAUGGCCUCGCUGAUGCCGCUGCAGAAGGACAUCUCACCGUUUCGCUCCGCCCCGCAGCCGAACCCAUUCCGACAGGAGGACUUCCUCGGAACGCUGGACGAGUGCGGACCGCAGCUCACUUCCACCUGCAAGGGUGACUGGGAGGGUCUGUACCGGCGGUUCUUCGCCUCGCCGAACUUCCGCGGCUGGUACGAGACGCGCUACUUCGAGCUGGAGCAAACGCUCCAGGUGCUGCACAUGCAGACGCUCUCCGAGUCCAAUCUGACCGAGUGGGCCAAGGGCAAGCUGGAGGUGGAGAUCGUCGACAUGAUACUGCGCCUCCGGCACAAGCUGACGCUGCUGCAAGGAGGCGGCAGCACCACCACCACUCUUCCCGUGCAGCUCAAUGCAAAGGAUACGCGCGACCAGCUGCUGCGGCACGUGGAAAACAUGAAAAAGAGUCUUCCGGACGAUUUGAAGCAGAUUUUGGGCGAUUCGUGAGAGGGCCUGCGGGAAAGGGUUGCCCACGUGCUCUCGACUCAAUAAAGCUAAAUAGUAUGCGCAUAAUCAUAUGUUGCUUUUUUAACCGAAUA
Messenger RNA from Anopheles coustani, 4093 nucleotides. RefSeq lists its product as uncharacterized. The record is from RefSeq and is a predicted model, not a curated record. Bases 504 to 4001 code for a protein of 1165 amino acids. Lineage: Eukaryota; Metazoa; Arthropoda; Insecta; Diptera; Culicidae. The transcript has 2 exons. Gene Ontology annotation, molecular function: guanyl-nucleotide exchange factor activity; ATP binding; ATP-dependent protein folding chaperone. Gene Ontology annotation, cellular component: recycling endosome.